AUGGCGGCGUCCCGGCUUUUCGGUCUGGCCUCCCUCGCUACCACCUCCCUUCACGCUGUCUCUGCUUCCUCAGCCCAGUUGCAGCAGCCGUUGUUCGACGAUGGCCAUCAAGCAGCUUUGGCUCAGGCAAAAAAGCCUCUGGUUGACAGCCAGGCCCUGCAGGACAGUAUCUCGAUAGACAGACUUGUCAAGGGUGCCCAAGACCUGUAUGAAAUCGCCAACCUCAGCUCACAUGAGUACAAUCGACCAACUCGCGUCAUCGGGAGUGAGGGCCAUCUAGGGACACUGGAUUACAUCCGCAAAUCCAUCUCGGAACUGGGGGACUACUAUGAGAUAGUGGAACAGCCAUUCCCUGCUUAUGUUGGCUGGGUUCAGGAGUUCCGUCUCGUGAUCGGCAAUGAUUUCUAUGAGGCAGCACAGCCCAUGAGUCUCACCCCGCCGACCAAGGACCGGGAGCCCGUCCGCGGGGAUCUGGUUCUUGUUGAUAACAGCGGAUGCUCGUCAGAGGAUUACCCAUCCAGUGUUAAGGGGAACAUCGCAUUCAUUCGCCGCGGGACUUGCGCCUUCGGUGACAAGUCUGCUCUGGCAGGCAAGGCGGGCGCCAUCGCCGCCGUCAUAUACAACAACGAGAAAGGCGAGCUCUCCGGGACUCUCGGCACCCCUGAUGACAACCACGUCGCUACUUUCGGCAUUCCUCUGGUCGACGCCAAGCCUCUCCUCAAGAAGCUGGAGGAUAAGGAAACGGUUGACGCGAUAGCGUACAUCAGCUCAUGGGUCACCAACGCCAUCACGAAGAAUAUCGUGAUCCAGACUGUCGAGGGCGACCCGGACAACUGUGUCGCCCUUGGUGCCCAUUCUGAUAGCGUUGAGGCAGGUCCCGGUAUUAACGAUGACGGAUCUGGCACGCUCUCUCUCCUCGAAGUCGCGAAGCAGCUCACCAAAUUCCGUGUGAACAACUGCGUGCGCUUUGCUUGGUGGUCUGCCGAGGAGGAGGGCCUGGUCGGGUCCAGCUACUACGCAUCCAACCUGUCUUCCGAUGAAAACCUCAAGGUCCGCUUGUUUAUGGAUUACGAUAUGCUUGCGAGCCCUAACUUCGCCUAUCAAGUCUACAAUGCCACCAACGAUGCUCAUCCCGUUGGGUCAGAGGAGCUCCGUGAUCUCUACGUUGACUGGUACGAGGCCCACGAUCUCAAUUACACCUUCAUCCCAUUCGACGGCCGCAGCGACUACGAUGGUUUCAUCCGGGCCGGAAUCCCUGCGGGUGGAAUCGCCACUGGCGCUGAGGUUAUCAAGACCGACGAGGAACGCGAGCUUUUUGGCGGCAAGGCUGGAGAGGCAUUCGACGAGUGUUAUCACUUGCUCUGCGACGACACGGGCAAUGUGAAUGUCACGGCCUGGGAGCUCAACACGAAGCUGGUCGCACACAGCGUGGCCACCUAUGCGGCCUCUUUCAAGGGCUUUCCCAAGCGUGAUUCUGAUGCCUUGCGGGCGAACAGUGUGGAGACAAACAAAUAUGCGCAGACUGCCAAAUACCGUGGCGACUAUCUCUUCAUUUAG
Messenger RNA from Diaporthe amygdali, 1557 nucleotides. RefSeq names its product aminopeptidase. NCBI's taxonomy places the organism in Eukaryota, Fungi, Ascomycota, Sordariomycetes, Diaporthales, Diaporthaceae. Gene Ontology annotation, biological process: proteolysis. The record is from RefSeq and is a predicted model, not a curated record. The coding region runs from base 1 to 1557 and encodes 518 amino acids. Gene Ontology annotation, molecular function: metalloexopeptidase activity. The transcript has a single exon.